Messenger RNA from Nicotiana tabacum (common tobacco), 765 nucleotides. The record is from RefSeq and is a predicted model, not a curated record. Lineage: Eukaryota; Viridiplantae; Streptophyta; Magnoliopsida; Solanales; Solanaceae.
AUGGUCACUGUAAGGAGUGUGAUUAGCCUUGCAGCCUCUACAGGUUGGAAGGUAUUCCAAAUGGAUGUAAAUAUUGCAUUCCUGCAAGGAUAUGUGCAAAGUGCCUAUGAUCAUUCCUUGUUCACAAAGAAGUCAGGAAUAGACUUGGUGAUCAUUUUGAUAUAUGUUGAUGACUUGAUGAUUACUGGCAAUAGCAGUGAGAUGAUAGAUGAAGUUAAAAGGUCCCUACAUAAGUCCUUCAAACUCAAAGACUUAGGAAAAGUGAUAUAUUUUUUGGGAAUUGAAAUUAUGAGGUCACACAAAGGCAUACUAUUGAAUCAAAGAAAGUAUACACUAGAGCUCAAAUCAGAUUUAGGACUAAGUGGGGCAAAGCCUGCAAGUUCACCUCUUGAGCAAAAUCAAAAGCUUACCACCAUUGACUAUGAUAAGCAUGUAAGACUCAAAGGAGAUGAGGAGCUGACAGAUAUUGGAGGCUGUCAGAUGUUGAUUGGGAAGUUGAUUUAUUUGACUAUAAUAAGGCAUGAUAUCUGCUUUGCAGUGCAGGUCCUAAGUCAAUUUAUGCAACAUCCAAAACAAUCACACUUAGAGGCAGCUAUGAAAGUGGUGAAAUAUAUAAAAGGGUCACCAGGAAAAGGAAUACUAUUGAAGAAGGGAACAUUGGAAGAGAUUACAGCUUAUUGUGAUUCAGACUGGGCAGCCUGCACAAACACCAAAAGAUUAGUGACAGACUAUGUUAUUAAGCUUGGUGAAUCACUGAUUUCCUAG